UGGUGUUGAAGAGAGAGUGUGACUACCUGGAGAUGAGCAAACAAAACAAGAGAGUGUAAAGAGGAGCUGAGCUGAGAGCUGUGAGGGAGGAACACGCCCACUCAAUAAUGACAUCCUCCAACCCCGCCCACAAACCUGCUGAGUUGUAUCGAGCUGACCUCAUCAGUGCCAUGAAGCUCCCAGACUCCACCCCCCUAGAGCCGGGAUCAUUCCUCACUAUACGAGAGCCAUGGCGGACAGAGUGGGAGUUCGGAGUACAGGUGUGUGUGAGCCCAGGUCACAUCCCAGGGCCUCAGUCAAGUCGAGUGGAGACUGUGUCUACAGAGAGAACAGGAGACUUUGAGCUCCCCGAGGCCAAGCUGUGUGAGGGAACAGGGGAGUAUCCUAUGUAUGACCUUGAUGAGCUGGACCUCAACUGGCUGACUGCUGUGAACCAAAAGAGGAAGUUUAGAGCAUUGGCUGGUAUCAAUGGACUCUCAGAAGAGACACUCAGAGAAGCCCUCAUUGCUCUGGAAACAAAGUGUCAACAGGGCAUGGCUCGAGCUAUCACCACUCAGGAGAACCUUGGCAUAGAGUACGAUGAGCAAACUGUGUGUGAUGUCUGUCAGGAUCACGAGAGUGAGGAGUCCAAUGACAUGAUAUUCUGUGACUCCUGUAAUGUGUGUGUUCACCAGGCCUGCUAUGGUGUCACUAGUGUCCCUAGAGGGAGCUGGCUGUGUAAAGUGUGCUCCUCUGGAGUCGUGUCCCCUGACUGUGCGUUGUGUUUCAACAAGGGGGGUGCACUCAAGAGAGUGCGUCCUGGCAACCACCAGUGGGCACACAUCAGCUGUGCUCUGUGGAUACCAGAGGUGCGGUUAGGCAAUGUGGACAGAAUGGAGCCCAUCACCAACAUCGAGGCUGUCCCAUUAAGUAGAUGGAACUUGACGUGUUGCCUGUGCAAGAAGAAGCAGGGAGCUUGUGUACAGUGCUGUCAUCCGUCAUGUGUGAUAGCGUAUCAUGUGACCUGCGGCUUUAGCGGUGGCCUCAUCAUGAAGAGCAAACUGGACAUGAUCAACAAUACUGUCAUACACGAGUCAUUUUGUCCCAAGCACACGGCGGUACGUCGAUCGCCACACUCCUCCCCCCGCAAACAUGGGUCGUCACGGCAACCAUCGCAGCUGAUUCAACUCCAGGAGACCUUCCACGAGUACGCAGACUCAGAGCACCUCACAAAGACUCUCAAGACACCUCCAAAACUAGCCGCCCUCAUUUAUAACUACUGGAAACUCAAGAGACGGUCUCAGCACAAUCGCACUCUGUUGUCAGACCUGCCCAUCGAGACAGCCCUGGAGAGUGUCAAGGAGAUGUCGGGCACUGCAGCCAGAAGUGCUCUCAGAGCUGACGAGGAUUAUAUGAAAAUUGUACACAUUCGACAGAAUCUUGAAAAGGCCCGUAACUUGAUCUAUAUGGUCCAAAGGAGGGAGAGACUGAAGAAACAGCUACUCUACAACACAUCUCACUCCUGGGAGCUGGAGGCCAAAGCUCUGGACUCACCAGCAAUACAGCUCAGCAUCAGGGGUCCGACUACUGCCCCUCCUCCUGACGAGACUAGCAAUGGACCCACUUGCAGCUCCUCCUCUCAAAAGAACUCUAAACCUAAACUGCGUAACGGGUUUGAUAGUACCCCCCCAGGCAAAGUGAUGGUAGUGACAGGCCCACAUCUGAGACACAGACCAUACACACUCCACAGACUAGCUAGCACAGAACCUUCAUGACAUGCAUGGCUCUAUUUUGUUGUCUCUCUGUUUUUAUAGUCACACAUGUUGUGCACACAUGCUGUGCUUAUUUUGCACUAUAAACUGUUGUUGCGUGAAC
Halichondria panicea is the source of this 1854-nucleotide messenger RNA. RefSeq names its product E3 ubiquitin-protein ligase Jade-2-like. NCBI's taxonomy places the organism in Eukaryota, Metazoa, Porifera, Demospongiae, Suberitida, Halichondriidae. Bases 108 to 1754 code for a protein of 548 amino acids. The transcript is spliced from 16 exons. The record is from RefSeq and is a predicted model, not a curated record. Gene Ontology annotation, biological process: regulation of transcription by RNA polymerase II.